GUGUGUUGCACCCGGAGCGCUGAGCCGGUGCGCUGCUGGACACGUGGUUUGCUAAUGGCGCUGCCCAGCAGCCGCGUGUGAGGAAGGGAGAGACCGGAGUUUCGGGAUGGGGAAGCGCAGCCGGACUAAAAACCAGAAGAAAGCUCGGGCAAAUGCAAUUCACCUUGCACAGGAGGAGUAUGCCAACGUCCCUCAUUCCUUCGUGUUCAACCGAGGUCAGGUUGGACAUAAUGUGCUGCAGUUGAUCAGGGAUAUGAGGCGGAUGAUGGAGCCUUACACUGCCCGCUCGCUGACGGUACGGAAGAAGAAUUUGCUGAAAGAUUUUGUCUCGGUGGCCGGACCGCUUGGGGUGACGCACUUCUUAAUUUUUACAAAAUCGCCAGCAAGCGUAAACCUUAAACUGGCUCGCUUACCAAGAGGUCCCACGCUGACGUUCAGAGUUUGCCAGUACUCUUUGGUGAAGGAUAUUGUGUCGUCACUGAAGAGGCACCGGAUGCAUGAGAGCCAGUUUACCCACCACCCUCUGCUGGUGCUGAACAACUUUGGAAAGGAUGGCAUGCACAUCAAACUCAUGGCCACCAUGUUCCAGAACCUAUUCCCGGCAAUAAAUGUCUACAAGGUUGGCCUAAAUACCAUCAAGCGCUGUGUCCUGAUAAACUAUGACCCCACCACACAGCUGAUUGAAGUCCGGCACUAUUCCAUCAAGGUGGUUCCUGUUGGGAUGAGCAGGGGUAUAAAGAAGCUGCUGCAGGAAAAGUUCCCCAACAUGAGCAAGUUUGAAGACAUCAGUGAUCUGCUGAUGAAAGGAGCCAAUCUGUCCGAAAGUGAAGCUGAGCAGGACGGAGAGCACAACAUAACCGAGUUACCGCAGCCUUACGCAGGCCGGGGGAACAUCAAAGCUCAGCAGAGCGCGAUUCGGCUCACAGAGAUUGGUCCCCGCUUAACCCUGGAGUUGGUGAAGAUUGAGGAGGGGAUGUGCGGUGGAGAAGUGAUGUACCAUUCAUUUGUUGAAAAGUCAGAGGAGGAAAUCCAGCAGCUGCUUCAACAUAAAGAGAAGCGACAGAAACUGAAGGAGGAGAGAAAGAAAAAACAAGAGGAAAACAUUCGGCUCAAGAAGAAGGAGCGCGAGCUGCACAAGAAGAAGAGUCUGGAAGGAAUUAGGAGGAAGGAGCUUCAAGUAGGUGAGGCUGAAGGAGACAGUGAGGUUGAAGACCCAGGUACAGGGGAGAACCAGGGUCAAAGCGAUGAGUCUGAGGAAGAAUCGGACCGGGAGCAUUACAGACAAGAAGUUGGAGUUGAGCCAGAUGAUGAUCUGUUCCCAGGAGCUUCGAGCAGGAAAAGGAAGAGAGACAGGUCGUCUCAGUCAUUCAAGAAAGUCAAGAGGUCAAAGGGCCCGGGAGAAGUUCCCAGCAAGCAGCACACGAAGUCAGAACCUGGAGGAAAUAGCAGAAGGAAGAAUUUUCAGGGGAGGAAAUCUCGGCUUCUGGGAACUUUGCUGGGUAAAUCCAGGUUCAAGAGUUCAUUGCUCAGGAGUAAAAUCACACUCAAGGGCAAAAGUCGCCAACAUACAGACUCCAAGGCCAAAAGCCAUCACGGAAGUUCCAAGACCAAGGGUCAGCAUCCAGGCUCCAAGACCAAGGGUCAACGUCCGGGCUCCAAGGUCAAGGUUCAACGUCCAGAUUCCAAAGGCAGAGGUUACUCUCAUAAAAAGUCCAAAAUAAAGUCGGGAAGCAACACAGUCCGCAGCCAGGGCAGCUGCUACAAUAUCCCAACCAGUUCCUUUGACACCUCGAUCGACUCCGCUGCCAACACCUGUCCAGUUACACUGAUCAAUGAGCAGCUCAUGGAUGGAGUAGCCCUGCAGUGCCCAAAGAUCUUGGAGCAGAAUUGUCCUUGGAUUGUAAAGAACUACAAAGAGAAAAGCACCUUUGGAACAAGGGGGAGCUGGCCCAUGGAAGGACAGAAGAACAGGUUCAAUGCUUCCCACGCUGACAUCCAGAGGUCGAUUUUGCCUCCGUUUUUUGGGGUGGAGUUUGUCCUGGCCUUCAUUGGGAAUUCCCUGGCGAUCGGCCUGUUCCUGAGGCAGAGGAGGACUUGGCAUUCAGGCAUCAUCUACGCCUUCAGUCUGGCCGUGAACGACCUACUCUACGUCGUCACUCUGCCCCUGCUGGUCGCGUAUUACUCCAUGGGCAAGCACUGGGUGUUCGGGGAGGGCCUGUGCAAAAUCGAGCGAUUCCUCUUCACCUGCAACCUGUAUGGGAGCGCCCUGUUCAUCACCUGCAUCAGCCUCAACCGUUACAUGGGCAUCGUGCACCCCAUGUUCACCCAUAACCACCUGGAGCUAAAGCACGCCAAGAUCGUGAGCCUGGUGGUCUGCCUCAUCGCCUGCACCAUAACCUCACCCACGCUUGUGUACUCCGAGGUGAAGGCGAAGGGGAACAAGUCCGAGUGCCUGGGCUCUGCCAGCGACGAGGCUUUGCCGAGUUACUUCUCCUACAGCCUGUCCCUGGCUGUUCUCGGCUGCAUCAUCCCCUUCCUUGUCACCUUUGUCUCCUACCUCUCCAUCUUCAAAGUGGUGCUUCGCAGCCAGAGCGUAGACAAGCUGCAACGCAGGAAGGUGGGCCUGCUGGUCUGCACGGUCAUCGUGCUCUAUGCCGUGAGCUUCAUUCCUUACGUGGUCUUGCGCAACUCCAACCUUUACCGGCGCCUGCAUAAGCUGGACAAGGGGAGGCCCAGCCCCAUCUACAAGGCCUACCAGCUGAGCAAGGGCCUGGUCUCCCUCAACAGCUGCAUUCACCCGCUGCUGUACGCCUCCCAGUUGGACAGCCUGAGGGAGAUGUGCAUGGGCUGUGGGAGACAGAGAGUCAGCACACAGGAGACACCGGAGCUUUGACCCCCCCCCCGGAACAAUCUUCCGCAGUGUCAGCUGCCACAGUUUGUUGCCUUGUCCUUCCUUCGCUGUCGCUGGUGUUUAUGGAACAGAAUCAGGGAUCUAUGGGUUGGCGGGGGCUGGUUGGCCCACUGGUUGAAAGCAGGCCUCCUAGACCUAAUCUCCUGAGACUCCGGAGGUAGGUUCUUGACCUGAAACCUCCACUACCCCUCUGCCCCCACAGAUGCUGCGUUCUUUCAGUGCUUUGCUGCAGAUUCUGAAAUCUGUCGUCUCUGGUGUCCGCGGACUAGACCCACUCCUGGAGCUGAUUGCAGUGAGGGGACGGGCCACUGUGACCGGCUUGGCUGGAGCCGGCGUGGACGAGAAUGGGUUCCCUCCGGGCUGUAACUAUCCUGCAACCUCUACAGGCAGAGGAGAGUGAAGGCCAUCCCCUGGACAUGGGGGUGGCGGCCACGUCCUGAACUAACAGAGGCUAAGAGAAAAACCCAGCUAAUCCGGCAUUGGCAAAGCCCACGACAAGAGAUUCUGCAGAUGCUGGAGAUCUUGAGCAAUGCGCACAGAACGCUGGGGGGACUCAGCAGGUCAGUCAGCAUCUACGGAGAGAAAUAAAUAGACCUGAUUUCGGGCGGAGAGAGUGCUGCUAUUUUUCCUCUCCACUCCUCCAUCUGCUUAUCAUCCCUCCUCAUUUAGAUCCGCCUUGCUACCUCUUGCUCCACUUCACCCCAUCUCCUCUUUACACUGACUAUCCCCUCCCCACCCCAGCCCCCGGAAUAUAAAACGCCGGUGAUAUCCAACCUGAUUCUGAUUCUCUACUCUCGGCCCGCAUUAGCGACUGUUUAUUCCCCUCCAUAGGUGCUGGCUGACUCGCAGAUUCCCUCUGGCGUUGUGAGCGUGCCGGGAAACGCAGGCAGUCUGACGCCUGGCUCACUUGUUGAUCUGGAACGAGAUCCGUGGGCCCGGAGUCCAACGAAGCCGGGACACCCAGGGUCAUGGACAGGAGUGACGCCAGGAUAUGUUUAUGUAUUCCCUGUAUCCUUUAAACACACUUUUACGACUAUGUAACCUGCUUUUUUAAAAAGUGAAAUAAAAACGUUUGCAUUUUAUAAAAUUAUGUGAAGUACGGAGAGAGUAAAUGGUCAGUCAUCUCCACAGGGUGCAAGUAUUGCGUCACUAGUUAGGAUACAGGAGCAUAAGACAUAGGAGCAGAUUUAGGCCACCCGACCCAUCAUGUCUGCUCCAUCGUGACUGAUUUAUUACACUCAACAGCAACAAUUUUACUUCCUGAAUACCUUCGGGCAUACCUUAUGGAUUUUGGGCUGCAAAUCGUGAAAAUCACUAAGAAAUUUCCCUUUUACACACCGUUUUCUUGAAAUUGCCUAUAUUUCUUAUUUCAAUUUGUAGGUCAAAUCAAUUAGAAUGUUGCCUACAAUAUAAGCUGAAACGUUUUCUGCCUUGUCCAGGCGUGCUUAGCCGGGGCGGAUGCUGCAUGACAGGACAGGAUUUAUAAAGCCACACACACACACACCACUUUAAGCAUUGCUUUUACAAUUGUAUCCGCUUGUGAUCAUAUUGAUACACAUGCUCUUCGUGCAUGGCAUAUUGUGUGUACUCAUUAUAAAGUAAUUGUGUUUUCAGGAGUAUUUGUGAUACCAAAAUGUCUCACCAAUGCUGUAAUAGCCAUGAUACUUCCUGUUAUAUUUGUGGCAAGUAUAUGCUUAAAUCUCAAAGAUGGAGCAUGAUUCCUCUUAUUAAGAAGGCACGGGAGCUCUGCUUUGGGUGUAAAGCUGGAGACCAAGACAAAGCCUAGGCUGCUUACAUUUGUUGUGCAACAUGUGCUGUCGAUCUUAGAGCUUGGCUCAGAGGUUCUCGGAAAUCAAUGCCGUUCCCUGCCCCAAUGAUUUGGCAAAAGCAAAAGGAUCAUGUGACAGACUGCUACUUCUGUCUGACCAGUGUGUCUGGUUUCUCUGCUAAAAACAAGAAAUCUUUCUCAUGAACCUCCUCGGGAACCCUCUCCAACACCAACAUAUCUUUUCUUAGAUUAGGGUAUUGUAGCGAUUACUUAAAAAUAAACCAAAACCAUUGAGAAACUGAGUAGAGAAGUUGACACUGUAUGACACACUCCUUCUCUGUCAUCUGUCCCUGUCCCUGUCCCACACCCCUCCCGCGGUGCUCCACUGUCGCCAUUCCCAACAUCCUUACAAAUUCCACGUUUACAAACUCACUCUCCGUUCCACUUUGACAUAUACAAGUCUAUACAAAAGUCUCUGUCUCUUUCUCUAUCUCUAUCUCUGUAUCUAUUAUCUCUAUAUAUCUGCCUCUCUAUUUCUAUAAUAUCUCUAUAUAAUCUCUCUCUCUCCCUAUAUAUAACAAAGAGAGUCUGGGAGAACAGGAAACUGACGACGCACACCAAAGUUGCAGUCUACAGGGCCUGCAUCCUCAGCACACUGCUUUACGGCAGCGAGACCUGGAGCCUCUACUACAGACAAGAGCGUCGUCUCAACGCCUUCCACCUUCGCAGCCUGAGACGCAUCCUGGACGUCACGUGGACUGACCGACUCACCAACAAUGAGGUCCUGGCCCACGCCCAGAUCCCCAGCCUCUUCACCCUGCUCCAACAACGCCGUCUCCGCUGGCUGGGCCACAUACACCGCAUGUCAGACGGGAGGAUCCCGAAAGACCUGCUGUACGGGGAACUGGCCUCCGGCAAGAGAGCACAAGGGCGGCCCCAUCUUCGUUUCAAAGAUGUUUGCAAGAGAGACAUGAAGUCACUGAAAAUGAAGGUCGAGAGGUGGGAGGACAUGGCAAGCGAUCGCUCUCACUGGAGGCUGGAACUGCGCAGAGGUCUAAAAAGAGGAGAAGAGAAGCUGAGGCUUGCUGCUGAAGAAAAGGGCACUCAUCGGAAAAACAGCAGCAAGACAACACUGGAGGACAGCGCCUUCAAGCGCAGUCACUGUGGCUGAGACUGUCACUCCCGUGUGGGCCUCUACAGCCACGACAGACGCUGCUCUAACACAGACUGAAGUGAGACUUUCCAGGCGCAGAUCCAUGGUCUCGCGAGACUAACAGAUGCCACCAAGACUUUUGCACAGAACUGUAUAACGUAAAAAGACCCAAACCUAACCCCUGCAGAACACCACUUGUCACUAGAAGCCAACUAGAAUAGGCCCCCUUUGUUCUGAAUCAUUGCCUCCUGCCAGUCAGCCAAUUUUCUAUCCAUGCUAGUAUCUGUCCUGAAUUGUUAUGGGCUUUUAUCUCGUCCAGCGGCCUUAUGUGCGGUGCCUUGUCAAAGGCCUUAUGAAAAUCCAAAUUAACAAUAUCCACUGAUUCUCCUUUAUGUAUCCUGUCAAUAUUUCUGUGGUAAUCCGUGUAUAUAUGUUGUAACUGGGUUACCUGUCUGGACAUGCCCCCCCCCGCUGACUGCUCCUGUGGCUCCUCCCACAGACCGCUGAAUAAAGGUGAUUGUGUCACUGCUCCUCCCUCAGUCCAGGACAGAUAUUCAGCAUGGACGUGAAUCCAUUUUACUGUUAAUAAAAGCCUUUCAGUAUUUACUCUACUUCCAGUCUUUUGGAGUAAUUGAUAGUGCAACAAUUUUAUUAACAGUAAUUUUAAGACAUGGAACACGUUCUGAGACCCGACAAGUUAGACCUCGACCCGCAAACUCCUGAAGCCGGAAACGCUUUCGAACUCUGGCUGGCCUGCUUCGAAUCAUAUGUG
Mobula hypostoma (lesser devil ray) is the source of this 6604-nucleotide messenger RNA. RefSeq names its product peter pan homolog (gene ppan). The record is from RefSeq and is a predicted model, not a curated record. Bases 107 to 2893 code for a protein of 928 amino acids. Lineage: Eukaryota; Metazoa; Chordata; Chondrichthyes; Myliobatiformes; Myliobatidae. Gene Ontology annotation, biological process: G protein-coupled receptor signaling pathway; neuronal signal transduction; rRNA processing. The transcript has 14 exons. Gene Ontology annotation, molecular function: G protein-coupled ATP receptor activity; rRNA binding; neurotransmitter receptor activity. Gene Ontology annotation, cellular component: preribosome, large subunit precursor; plasma membrane.